AUGAUGAAAGCGAAGGAAUACGCACGAACCAUCCUUCUCGGAGGCGUUCUCUUGGUGACCAUCUCUGUACAAUGCCUGCUCUGGACGGUGAAGUCCGGCCCCAUCACCGAGUCUCCUUGGGCAAGAGACGUCACCUUUUCAGGAAACCAAGUUCAGCAAAUUUACGAAACUUUCGUGAAGAAGGAUCCUGCGUACCAUUCGAAACACCAAGCCUACACUGAUCUGAUCGAUUCCCGUUUCAAAGGCCAUUACGAUCCCAAGGGUCGUGACGCUCCGAGGGUGUACAUUCUCAUCGACUUCAUUGACUGGAUUCAGAAGCACAACAUUUCUUCAAAGAACGCCCUCUUUACGGAUAUCAACGAUCCGGAGAUCAACUUCUUACCCCACAUACGCACAACUGCAAUUCCUUACCAGUUUUCCUCAGGGCAAAACGAUCUUCACCAACUAGCGCUCAUUGACCGGACAUACGAUUUUGUUCUGUUCUCGCAGACGCUUGAGCACCUGUACAACCCGCUUCUGUCCCUACGGAACUUGUACGAUCAUAUGGAUAUAGGUGGAUACAUGUUCACGAGUGUGCCCACGCUCAAUGUUCUUCACAUGUAUCCGCAUCAUUUCCAGCAUUUCACGCCUUCCGGGCUCGCUAUGCUGUGUCGUAGCGCAGGAUUUGAGAUUGUCGAAUUGGGGUAUUGGGGAAACUUAGAGUACGCCCAGAAACUUUUGUCAACAUACUCGUGGCCCGAUAUGUAUGAAGUGCCACGGGACAGCGAUGGACUGCAUCCUGCCCAGACCUGGAUAUUGGCACGGAAGCCAGGGGUUUCUGAAUGA
Messenger RNA from Fimicolochytrium jonesii, 825 nucleotides. Its product is annotated as S-adenosyl-L-methionine-dependent methyltransferase. The record is from RefSeq and is a predicted model, not a curated record. The coding region runs from base 1 to 825 and encodes 274 amino acids. The transcript is spliced from 2 exons. NCBI's taxonomy places the organism in Eukaryota, Fungi, Chytridiomycota, Chytridiomycetes, Spizellomycetales, Powellomycetaceae.